Colletotrichum spaethianum is the source of this 3804-nucleotide messenger RNA. RefSeq names its product virulence protein SSD1. Gene Ontology annotation, biological process: nuclear division. Lineage: Eukaryota; Fungi; Ascomycota; Sordariomycetes; Glomerellales; Glomerellaceae. Gene Ontology annotation, molecular function: mRNA binding. The transcript is spliced from 6 exons. Gene Ontology annotation, cellular component: cytoplasm; nucleus. The record is from RefSeq and is a predicted model, not a curated record. The coding region runs from base 1 to 3804 and encodes 1267 amino acids.
AUGGCUUCUGUCGAUCCUACAACCUCCAACGGUGCUGAGCCCUCGGCUGCUCAGAAGCUUCUUCAGACUCAUGUCGACCACCACCCCACUGUCGAAGAUGUCCCUGAUGAGGACCUCCCCUUGAAGUCUGGCGACUCGGCGACCUGGGCCGACCCUAUCUCCACCAAGGCUGCGGGCAAGCAGAAGGAAACCUCUGCUCCUGGCAAGAAGUUCGACCCUCAGUCCCAUGAUCUUUUCCCUGAGCUCGGAGCCGACCAACGCCGCCCCAUCUGGGGAGCCAAGAGCAACGUUUCCACCCCCGCCAACGGUCUUUCCCGCUCCUCGACUCCCGCUUCGGGAGCUGCCACCCCGAAGAAUGGCCCUCCUUCCAUGUCGAUCCCUGGUCGCAACGUCGAGACGGUUGUACUGGAGCCUCAGUUUAUCCUCCCGCGUGGCCAGCUGAAGCGCCCCAUCCCGGACAUCAUGAAGGACAUCAACCGCAAGUCGCGUGCCAACAUCACUCUGUCUACCGCUACCAAUGGAAGACUGAAGUUUGAUGCGACUGGCCCUCAGGACGUUGCUCAGCAGGCCCUGAAGGACCUCGUCCAGCAGAUUGGCACCAAGACUACUAUCAAGGUCCCGAUCCCCCAGUCCGCCCGUGCCCACAUCAUUGGAAAGGGUGGCUCUGUCAUCAAGGCUAUUCAAGAGAAGUCCGGUGCUCGCGUCCAGCUUCCUAAGGUGGAGGAGGGUAGUGCCCCUGUCGACGAGGAUGACGACUCCACCAUCGAUGUUCUCGUCGAGGGCAACGCUCUCUCCGCUGCCUCGGCUCGCAACGAGAUUCUGAAGAUUGCUGGCGAACGUGCAGCCAACGUCAACACCAAGCUGCGCGGCAUCCCUGCUGAGUUCUACCCCUUUAUUGCGGGUCCUGGAAACAGCCAUGUCAGCCAGUACGAGAACAACGGUGUUCAGGUUCGCGUCCCUCCCCACCAAAUCUGGGCUCCUCGUGGCCGCAACCUCGCUGCUGGCGAGGGUGAGCGCCCCGUGUUCGUCCCCGCUGCCGACAACCACAUCCAGCUAGCUGGUGACCGUGCUGCCGUCCAAGCUGCGCGUGCCGAGAUCGAGCGUCGUGUGCAGGAGCUGCAGAACCAGCUCGCCAUCGACCAGUUUAGUCUGCAGAAGGGUCGCCACCAGUUCAUCGCAGGCCGCCGCGGCGAGUCUCUGGAUGACUUCUUCAACCAGACUGGUUGCACCAUCCUCUUGCCAACGGACGAGGACGAUGACUCUGUUACCGUCAUUGGCCCUACCGCUCAGCUGAGCAAGGGUGUCGAGACUGCCAUGGACAGAGCCAUGAACAUGCAAUUCUCCACUUUCGACAUCGGCCGGUUCCACAAGAACGCCCCCGGCGGUGUCAACACUCAUGCCCGCAAUGUCACCCGUUACCUGCGUCACCGUGAUCUGUUCGACGAGAUUGAGAGAGCCCACAGCACUCACAUCAACACUCCCUUCUCCGCCAACGGCGCCUCCCCAUACGAGUUGUAUGCGCGUGAUGGCAAGAGUGUUCUCCAGGCUCAAUCGGCCAUCGAGAAGCUUGUCCACGCUAUUCCUCCUGCUAGAAUUGCCCCCAUUCCCGUUGACCCCUUCUACCACAACUACCUCAUCAAGGAUGUCAGCCCUCGCAUGAGGAACAACCACGGCGUCCACGUCAUCCUCCCCGAGGCUGGUGAGCCUGACGCCCCUGUUCUGUUGGUCUUCGAGGGCCCUUCUGCUCCCGAGCCCAAGCCUGAGAUUAAGACCGGCCGCCCUCCCAGGACGAGAUCCGAGGGCCUGGAGGAUGCGCGCAAGCAGAUCUUGGACAUCAUCAACAAGCAAGAGCAGAUCGCCUCUGCCUCCAUUGACGUGCCCCAGAAGUUCCACGAGCGCCUUCGCCGCUUCAUCAAGAAGGAGCAGGCCAACCGGCCCGAUGACCAGAUCCCCAUCCGCGUAUCCUCGGUUGGCACUGUCGUUACUCUCCGUGGUCCUGCCUCCGCCGUCAAGAAGCUCGAGACCAAGGUCAUUGAGUUCGUUGAGCAAGAGAAGGAGGAUGAGAAGGAGCGUGGUUUUACCAUGUCAUUCGACUUCCCCCAGAAGUUCGCCAAUCACCUCAUUGGUAAGGGUGGCUCGAACAUCAAGGAGCUCCGUGACCGCUUCGACGUCGAGAUUCAGGUGCAGGACGGAAAGGUCGAGCUCAAGGGCCCCAAGGCUAAGGCCGAGGCAGCCAAGGCGCACAUCAGUUCCCUCGGCCGCACUCUGGCCGAUGAGGUCACUCACAUCCUCAAGGUCGACCCCAAGUUCCACCGCGAGCUCAUCGGUGCAGGAGGAAGCGUCACAAACCGCCUGCAGAGCAAGUACAAGGUCUUGAUCUUCUUCCCGCGAUCCGGCAAGGCUCCCAAGGACGACGAUGCAAACGCCGACGCUGCCAGCGAUGCCGGCAAACCCAAGCGUCAGCAGGAGCCCGACGAAGUUAUCGUCCGCGGUCCCAAGAAGGGAGCGGAUGAGGCUCGCGACGAGAUCUUGUCUCUCCUCCAGUACCUGAAGGACAAUUCUUUUACGGCGACUGUCUCUGUGCAGCAGAAGCAGGUCCCGUCGAUUAUUGGACAGGGCGGUGCUGCCUUGGAGGAGCUUCGCAUUUCUUCCGGCGCUAAGAUUGACAUUCCUAGCGGCCGCGACGCCGACACUGUCGAGAUCCAGAUUAAGGGUACCAAGUCUCAGGUGGCGGCUGCCAAGAAGGCUCUCGAGGAGAAGAGAGAUGUUUUCAACGAUACCAUUGUGAGAACCAUUGAGGUGGAUAAGAAGCACCACAAGUCUCUUAUCGGUUCUGGAGGUGCCAACCUCCGUGACCUGGUUGUCAAGGCUGGUGGAUCCGAUGACCGCCGCGAGCUUGCCCGUACCAUCCAAUUCCCCAAGCAGGAGGCUGAUGGCAACACGAUCAAGGUUGAGGGUCGUUCUGACAUUGUCAACAAGAUCUGCGCAAGGAUCGAAGAGAUCGUCGCAGAGAAGGAGAGCCAAGUCACCGAGGUUCUGGACGUCCCCACCGAGAAGCACAGAACCCUGAUCGGCCGUGGUGGAGAUGCCAAGCGACAACUCGAGUCCCAGUUUACUGUCUCGAUCGACAUCCCCCGCCAGGGCGACGGCAAGACCGGCGUCAAGAUCACCGGUCGCCCCGAGAACGUUGAGAAAGCCAAGGAGCACAUUGCCUCGCUUGUAAAGGAGCAGGAGGGAGAGACCCUCCAGGUUCCCCGCAGCCUGCACCACUCCAUCUCCAACAACGGCCAGUUCUUCCGCCAGCUCCGCAACAACCACCAGAUCUCCGUCGACCACGCUGGCCAGAGCGUGCCUCCCAAGCCCAGUGCCAGCCGCAGCAACGGCGGUGCUCUGCCCUUGAUUACCGACGACGAUGAUGCCACUGCCGAUGUCCACUCCUGGAAGGUUGUGGACAGCGCCGCUGGCGAGGACGGCGAUAUCGCCUGGGUUCUCCGUGGCUCUCCCGAGAACAUCGAGAAGGCCAAGGCUGCCAUCGCUUCAGCCAUCGAGCAGGCCCGCAAGAACACCCACACGGGCUACCUGGUCCUGCCUGACCCCAAGACGUACCGCUACGUCAUCGGCCAGGGCGGCAGCAAGGUCAACUCCAUCCGUAAGCAGAGCGGUUGCAAGAUCAACGUGCCCCGCAACGACGACAAGGAGGAUGCCAUCGAGGUCAUCGGCACCGCCGACGGCGUCGAGAAGGCCAAGGACUUGAUCCUGGAGGCCGUCAAAGAGGGACUCAGCUCCCGUGCGCCCCGGGACUAG